GUGCUACCACUCUUGUCUUCACUGCUGAGACUGUAAAAAAAGAGGACAACUUUGUGUUUGUGGUAAGAAAGAAAGUGGGGGAAACCGAGGCAAGGAAGAUAUAGAGCUGUGUAAUUUCUAGAAACAAAGAGGGAGCAGAACUGUGUGAUUGGAAGAUGGUUUGUACAGGUCGAAUUUUGGCGGUUUCGUACUCUCCGACGACCUCGUUUCAUCGCAAUUAUCGGCACUCAAACUCCAGAUUUCUUCAAGGAAACCUCAAAUCGAAUCUGAAAUGGCGAUGCAUGGCGUAUGAGCCGGAGGCUUCUUCUUUUGCAUCUUCAGUUGAUUCCGAUUCUUCCGAUAAAAACUCCACUGGCUUUUGUAUUAUUGAAGGACCCGAAACAGUACAGGAUUUUGCCAAAAUGGAACUGCAAGAAAUUCAGGAUAAUAUUCGAAGUCGGCGAAACAAAAUUUUCUUGCAUAUGGAGGAGGUUCGCAGGCUGAGGAUACAACAAAGAAUUAAAAAUGCUGAACUUGGAAUUCUAAAAGAAGAACAAGAAAAUGAACUCCCAAAUUUUCCAUCAUUCAUUCCAUUUUUGCCUCCUUUGAGUUCAGCAAAUCUGAAACUAUAUUAUGCUACAUGUUUCUCUCUUAUUGCUGGGAUCAUCAUUUUUGGUGGUUUACUUGCACCAACUCUGGAGCUUAAGUUGGGAUUAGGUGGCACAUCAUAUGAAGAUUUUAUCCGUAGUGUGCAUCUUCCAAUGCAGUUGAGUCAGGUAGAUCCUAUAGUGGCAUCUUUUUCUGGAGGAGCAGUUGGAGUGAUCUCAGCCUUGAUGGUUGUUGAAAUAAACAACGUAAAACAGCAGGAGAAUAAAAGAUGCAAAUACUGUCUUGGAACUGGAUACCUUGCAUGUGCCCGCUGUUCAAGCACAGGAGCACUUGUUCUUAUUGAACCAGUCUCAACAGUGAAUAGUGGAAGUCAGCCUCUAUCACCGCCUAAAACCGAAAGAUGUUCAAACUGUUCAGGAGCAGGAAAGGUCAUGUGCCCCACCUGCCUCUGUACUGGGAUGGAAAUGGCGAGCGAGCAUGACCCACGAAUAGAUCCCUUUGACUAGAGUCGCAUUGUUUCCUCCAUGCCUCUCACAUUAGUCGAAAAGCUUCUGUGCAAGGAAUUUCCAUGUGACCAGACUGAGUGAUUUCUGUAUAGAUCCAAACAACUCAUAGGUACAUGGAACACCGCUAGGGUUAAUAAACUGUACCUGUUGUAUUGUAUCACCUUAUUUAUUAUGCACUUGGCUCCCACCAUCUUAAUCACUGGUAACAACAUCCAUUCUAUGAGAUGAUACUAGAGAAGGAAGAAGAGCUUUUACACCUUGCUUUACAAUAUCUAAGUUGAUUUUUGAAAUUGUAAUUCCCAUUGCAAUAAGUUUCAGAGUAUUUUGAUUAAUUUGUGCCUUUUUA
This is a messenger RNA of Vitis riparia (riverbank grape), 1440 nucleotides long. Its product is annotated as protein ORANGE, chloroplastic-like. Bases 156 to 1094 code for a protein of 312 amino acids. The record is from RefSeq and is a predicted model, not a curated record. The transcript is spliced from 8 exons. Lineage: Eukaryota; Viridiplantae; Streptophyta; Magnoliopsida; Vitales; Vitaceae.